Messenger RNA from Erythranthe guttata (spotted monkey flower), 1417 nucleotides. The record is from RefSeq and is a predicted model, not a curated record. Lineage: Eukaryota; Viridiplantae; Streptophyta; Magnoliopsida; Lamiales; Phrymaceae.
CUGCGAACCGAUGGCACGUGAAAGUCACGUGCCUCGUCACACUAUCGCCGUUUCACUACAGACUGCUAAAAAACUCUUCUCUGGCGGCAAUGCUGAGGUGCUCUUGUUUGACUCCCCGAAUAAGCUCAAUUUGUUGUUUGGUAUGAAGGAUUGCUUGUUACAGCAAGAUGAGCUCGACUCCGGGACCGAUGUGUCGAAAAUUCGUACCUGUUGAGCAGUCUGAAGUUACUUCAAUCAGUAAAGAUGCUGGCUUCAAAUUCCGUCUCGUAUCGUAUAAUAUUUUGGCUCAGGCAUAUGUGAAAAGCUCGUACUUUCCGCACUCACCACCACCUUCUCUCAAGUGGAAGGCUCGAUCACAAGCAAUUUUGACGGUUCUUAAGAGCCUCGAAGCAGAUUUUCUUUGUCUACAGGAAGUAGACGAGUACGAAACCUUCUAUAAGAAGAAUAUGGAGAGCCUUGGCUACGCAAGUAUCCACGUUCAAAGAGGUGGAAGAAAACGAGACGGAUGCGGGAUCUUUUAUAAACAAAACAAUGCAGAGUUGGUUAUCGAAGAGAAAAUAGACUACAAUGAUCUGGUGGAAUUAAUUGAAGACGAAACAAAUUCGUCGGUCGAUAAUAGCGACAAAAAAUUGAUAGUUGCCGGAACUAAAGAGGAAUCGAAAGCUGAGAAUGAAGUGGAGCGUGGAGAUCCAAACGACCCUCGUGUAAGAUUAAAGCGCGACUGUGUCGGAACAAUGGCUGCGUUUAGACUAAAGAGUCCUUCGUGUCAUCAUAUUAUUAUAGCAAACACUCAUCUAUAUUGGGAUCCAGAAUGGGCCGACGUGAAAAUCGCACAGGCGAAAUACUUGCUUUCACGAUUAUCGGGGUUUCAAAAACUAGUAUCGGAAAAAUUUGAUUGCUCUCCUUCGGUUAUUGUUGCUGGUGACUUUAACUCGGUCCCCGGAGAUCAGGUGUAUCGAUACCUAAUUUCGGGAACCAAUGUAGUGGGGCCGGAAACUGCGGAUGAAGUGCCGAAGAUUCCAUUGUCGAGUGUUUAUGCUUUCACAAGAGGAGAACCGGAGUUCACAAACUGCACCCCUGGUUUCACCGAUACUCUCGAUUAUAUCUUCUUUUCACCUUCUCGAGAUAUUAAACCAGUUAGCUAUCUCGACCUUCCGGAAGCGGAAUCUUCCGAUGUAAGUGGCGGUUUGCCCAAUUAUUUCCAUCCCAGCGAUCACCUUCCCAUCGGAGCCGAGUUUGAAGUUGAAGCAUAGAGUUUUUGUUUUUUUUUGUUUUUUAAUAUUUUUCUUUUGUAUCCCUUUUUUUUUUUUUUUAAUUUAAUUAGUAUUAUUAGUGGAUUUUCACUUAUGAUUAGUCAAAUUUUUGCUUGUGGACAUCUUGCUAUUUACUUAUGAUUAAUACAAAAUGUGUUACCUUA